AUUUGGGCUACCUACAGAAAAAUGAUCCAUAACUGUUGGAAUUCAAUGAAAAGGAAGAGGUGAAAUCCUAUCUCAGCUCUCCGAUUGCAGACUGCGUCUCCCGCCGCCCACCAUCCGUCGCCUCCCUCCGCCGUCGAGGUCAUCGCCGGCGGCGUCUCUCCGUGCUCCUAGAAACAGGACAAAACCAAAACCCUAACAGAGAACAAAGGAGCUACUUCGGCCGUCGAUUUCGUCAAUUCAAAACUGGAUUUAUCUAAGAUUCGGGAAGGGCGUCGCCGGAGUAAUAAUCAAUGUCAGUGAAAAAUCAGGUUUUUGUCUCGUAUUGACGAAGUUUCUGGAGAGCAAUGGAUUGGAGCGUCGUGCGAAAACUAUGGGAGAAAUGGGCACCAAACAACGUUGGCACUUCAGACCAACCUUUGAGAGGCGCCAUAUUGAUUAACUACGAUCCUACGGGGCCUUCGCGCAUAGUAUCCAAUAUUGCAGAGCAAGAAGGGGUUAAAGCUGAUCCGAUCGAAAUAAGCGAAUUCCUUACUUUUGUUAAGAGGAACAAACUUCCCAUGGAGACCUUUUUCAUCCUCGAAAACCAAUAUCUUGUGACCUCGAUUCACAAAAGUUGGUUCUGCGCCCGGUGCAUAAACUCAGCUAAGCCGACUGGGGAAGGUGCCAUUGUGAUGCAAACGUCAGCAUUUCUUCUUGUCGGGCUAUACGAGGGCUCACUUGGAGCAGCGUCGCGCGCUAUGGCAGCCGUAGAUCAGCUUGCCGGGCAGUUGAGUCGAAGAAACUUAUGAGUUUCAUCGGAUCAAGGUUUUAUCGCAAGGGUACGGACAAUCGAUCUUCUGGAACGGACUUCUGUCGUAAUACCAGUCUCCUACUGCUGCUGCUAUCGACUGCAAACAUUUCACACAUUCAGACAUUUUUCGAUAUAUACAUAUAUAUAUAUAUGUGUAUGUAUUCAUAGUAUUCGACCUUUCCGUCCAAUAGGGGUGAAUCGCCUCUCAA
Andrographis paniculata is the source of this 999-nucleotide messenger RNA. RefSeq lists its product as uncharacterized. The transcript is spliced from 7 exons. Gene Ontology annotation, molecular function: actin binding. Bases 345 to 788 code for a protein of 147 amino acids. The record is from RefSeq and is a predicted model, not a curated record. Lineage: Eukaryota; Viridiplantae; Streptophyta; Magnoliopsida; Lamiales; Acanthaceae.